AUGGCUUUGGUAGCAGAGGAUGUCAAGAGCAGAUCGGAGGUGUACCACGGGGAAGAAAUCUGCCAAGUGAAGUCGAAAGAGCUACUCAAGGAAAUCGCUCUCCCCAAUGGUCUCUUGCCCCUCAAAGACAUAGAAGAGUGCGAGGCUCAUGUAGAAAAAGGAAAGAUCUCCAAGCUCACCGGUGUGAAGACGAAGGAGAUAUUGCUCUGGAUCACGCUCAGUGACAUAUACGUCGAUGACCCUCUCAUCGGCAAAAUCACCUUUAAACCCCCCCGCUUGGCUAUUUCGGUCUUUUCCUGUCUCCACCUUCGAGCUCAGAGAGAGGAAGGUCCAGCGAGACGAUUGGCUGCGGCGCGGUGUGAUUCCGACAUCGAUAGGGCGGCGCGUGAAGAAUACACGUCCGAGCUCAGCUGGAGAAAGGUGGCGCGUGACGGCACGUGCGAAGGAUUUUGA
Molecule: messenger RNA, 453 nt
Organism: Vigna radiata var. radiata (mung bean)
Lineage: Eukaryota; Viridiplantae; Streptophyta; Magnoliopsida; Fabales; Fabaceae
Exons: 2
Coding region: 1-453 (150 amino acids)
Source: RefSeq, a predicted model, not a curated record